AUGCCUAAAAUAAAAUCUACUUUAAAAACUAAAAUGUCUAAUUGGAUUUGGAUUGCUCCUUACAAUGAAAAUAAAGAAGUGUUUCCAUCAGAUGGAAAAGUUAUAUGUUGUCUCGCGUGUAAAAAAUCUGUGUCUGCUGAAAAAAAAUAUCUAUUAAAUGAUCAUCGUUCCAAAACAAGUAAGUUUUGUAUUUUAUGCUCAUACUACACGUAAUAUACUACAUGUUAUUUCGAAAAUACGUGUGUAUUUUUUUUAGUUCAACACAUCAACGCGUUACAAAGGAAUAAAGAAAAAAAACAGCUUUUGAUUACUUCUCAAAAUUCGAGUAGUAUAAAUGUAAUUUUUGAAUAUUUACGUAAUGCAUUUGUUACUGUAAAUACUCCUUUGCAUAAGCUGGACAAUCAUGUGUUAAAAUCAUUUUUGGAUAAACAUACUGGCAAAUUAAUUCCGGACGAAAGCACUUUAAGAAAAAAUUACAUACUAAAUAUUUAUAAAAGCGUUAUGGACCAAAUAAUUAGUGAUAAUGGAAAUAAUUAA
This is a messenger RNA of Cinara cedri, 537 nucleotides long. Lineage: Eukaryota; Metazoa; Arthropoda; Insecta; Hemiptera; Aphididae. The record is from the annotation of a GenBank genome assembly.